Molecule: messenger RNA, 840 nt
Organism: Cavenderia fasciculata
Lineage: Eukaryota; Evosea; Eumycetozoa; Acytosteliales; Cavenderiaceae
Exons: 2
Coding region: 1-840 (279 amino acids)
Molecular function (GO): oxidoreductase activity
Source: RefSeq, a predicted model, not a curated record
AUGACAGAUAGUAGUAGUAGAGUACUAUUUAUAGUUGGAGCAAGCACUGGGUUUGGAUUAUCGAUGGUAAAGGUUUUCCUUGAACAAGGAUUUAGAGUUGCUGCAACAUCAAGAUCAAAACAACAAUUGGUCAAUGCUGUUGGUGAGACUGAUACAAACAAGUUUAUAGCUCUUGAAAAUAACUUAAAGGAGGAUGAAGCUAUCAACAAUACUAUUCAAGAUGUAAUCUCUCAUUUUGGUAGAAUCGACAUUGUCUUUUGUAAUGCUGGUUAUGGAAUGUCUGGAACCACCGAAGAGGUAUCCGACCAAAACCUUCGUGACAUGUUUGAUAUCAAUUUCUUUUCAUAUGCCUCUGUCCUCAGACAUGUCACCAAAUAUCUAUCGAGUGGAGCACACGUCUUCCUCCUCUCAUCAUCUAGUGGAUUCUCUACAUUCCCAUGCGGUAUUGCUUACAAUACUUCUAAAUUUGCUGUUUGUGCUCUUGGUGAAAGUUAUGCUGCUGAAGUUAAAGCAUUUGGAAUUAAAGUAACCAAUUUAAAUAGUGGAGCAUUUACAACAUCAUUUGCAAGUGGAAUGAAACAACCAGAGUUGAACCUACGUCAAAAGUACAAAGAUAUACACGACCAGUGUAGAGCAAUGGUCAAGGCAUUACCAUUCAAAGAUACAACUAAAUUUGCAGAGUUGGUGUUGGAGCUAGUCAACAGUGACAAGCCAACCGCACCCAUCAAUUUGUUUGUAGGUGCCGACGCCAAUGAAAUGGCUCAUGAAAAGAUUGCUCAAUUACAAAAGGAUCUAAAAGAUAAUGAAGAGUUUACUAUCAAUAGAUUCUUGACCAACUAA